This is a messenger RNA of Amoebophrya sp. A25, 183 nucleotides long. NCBI's taxonomy places the organism in Eukaryota, Dinophyceae, Syndiniales, Amoebophryaceae. The record is from the annotation of a GenBank genome assembly.
GUGGGUUCCCACAGCAGAUGCGAAAAUCGUACGACGCAUUCGAGAGCAAGAGGAAUCGAUUGUGGAAGUAUUGCGUGAGUGUCGUGUUUCGCAUUUACUGCAUCCAGCUAGUGCCAAGAAAAGAGACGCCAGCGCAAGAGGUGAAAGUCAGAGCGUGAUUGAUACCAGAAAAGUGUUGGCAAA